CACACAUCGCAGCGCAUAAAUUUUAUUUCUCGUUUUCCCGACGCAAGGCAAUGUCGAGACAAGUGACUCCGGAGAAAAGCGUUUAUCUCGUUUGGUUGAGCGUGGCCAUCACCUUUUGCUGGCCCCUACCCGCCAACACCGCGAGAAAAAAGAUCGUGGGGAUGAAAGUUUUACUAAUCGCCUCGAUUAUCAACGGUUGCGUCGUAAUACUGGCCAUGUUUUACUGGAUCCGUUUGCACUUGGACGAUAUCAUCUCCCUUUUCAAAUGCGUCUGCGUGGUUCUGUGUCUCCUUCAAUACGUCGUACAGACCAUCGUCUGCUUCGUGAAAUAUGACACGCUGCAACGCGUGGUCGACGAGAUGAUGGGGUGCAUCAACGAGGCGAAAACGGACGAGAUUUUGCGCGCGUACGCGUCGAGAUGCAACACUUUGUACGGGAUGUCCUUACUGUCGAUAUACAUUUGCGGGACGAGUUUUGUAUUCACGCCCCUGUUCCUGCCCAAUCCUUUCCCCUUCGAGACGGAAUACCCGUUCGACGUGAACACAACCUCGAGAAGUUUCAUCAUAUACGCGAGCCAUGUCCUCGCCAUCUUUCAAAGCACCGGCCAUAUGUGCCUGUGCACGUUCGGCGCCGUCCUCCUCUGGUUCACGGCCGCGAGAUUCGAGUGUUUGAUCGGGGAGCUGCGAAGCGUAACCAGCAUUGACGCGCUGGUCGUUUGCCUUAAGAAACACUCGCGCUUGAAGAGAUACGCGGAAGAAGUGGUGAGCUGUAUUCGUUUCCUAGUGUUUCACGCGAUACUGUUAGGCACGUUUGUUUUGACUCUGUGCGGAAUCGUGCUGAUCAUAAAUUCGCCGUUGAUCGUGAAAGCGCAGUUUAUAAUCAUAUGCGUGUGUAUCCUCCUGGAAAUUUAUUUGUACGCGUUGCCGGCUGAUUACAUGUACGACAUGAGCAUGAACAUUUCUCGAAGCGUGUACGACUCGAUGUGGUACGAGCAAAAGUUGGACUUGCAAAAAGCUCUGUUGACCGUGUUGGCGUUUCAAAAACCGAUACCCGUCUCGAUUAACGUUCUAUUGCCAGAACUCACUAUACGGUAUUACUGUUCAUACGUGUCGAACGCCCUGUCCAUCUUCGCAGCCCUGCGUACCGUGGUGGAUGAUAGUUGAACCAUUUGAAAAUUUUUGUAAUAUUGUAAGAAUUGUAAGAAUUGUAGAUAAAACGAGACUUUACAAGUAAACAUUAUUAAUAUAUUCGUGGAAUAUCUUUCGAGAGAAUCGAUUUUUUAGAAGAACGAAUAGAAAAUUGAUGUACAUAAAAUACAUUGAAUUAUAUCGAGUUAUGAACCAGUGAUUCUCAACCUUUUUUCAUAACUUUUAAUAAUUUGAUUAAAUUUGGCGGCACACUAAAUUAAAAGAAUUUUAUUUUUCAGAAGAACGAAUAGAAAAUUGAUAUAUUGAAUUAUAUCGAGUUAUGAACCAGUGAUUCUCAACCUUUUUUCAUAACUUUUAAUAAUUUGAUUAAAUUUGGCGGCACACUAAUAAGAUAAAUUAAUAGAAUUUUAUUUGAUAGCUAUAAUAUAUCUUGUAAAAUUAGCAUAUGUAUGGCCAGGCCCGUAGUCAGGAUUCUUUUUAUGAAGGGGCUAAUUUUAUACAUAUAAGAAAAAUAAAUUAUCACAGCACAUCCUGUAAAAUGUUGCUACCUUUUCAAAUGAUCAAAUAAAUAUUUGGACUGAACUUAUCGAUUGAUAAAGAAAUGUAAUAAAUAAAUAAAUAAAUAAUUUUUAUUUCGGAAGGACAGUGUUGAGAGUCACUGAUAAACAAUAUAAAUUAAAGCGAGAGAAUUCAUAAUUUUUUGCUGAUGAUUCUUUUCCUUUUUAAUCUCUGAGAAUCAAUCCCUCAAAGAUGUUCCAAUAAAUAAAUAUUACCCUGUUGUACAAAUUGUCGAAUAUUAAAGAAAUCGUGGAUGAAUCAAGGUAGAUGGAAAAUGUGAUUUUAUUAUUAUUUAUAUCAGGUAAUAAUUUAAUUUAUAUUUAUUUUAAUUCAUACGAAACAGCAGCUUUGUCAGGACGCGUAGUACACGAGUUGUAAGCUACUUACAUUACGUAAAUCAACGAGGAUUUGAAGAAACAAGGGGAAUAUCAGAUCAAAAAUAAUUGUUAAGGUUUUAUAUACACGUAUUAAUCUAUUAUAAUGAAUGGAUUUAUUUAUUCGAGCAAUACGUAUGAAAUUAAAUUAAUUAUUGU
Molecule: messenger RNA, 2239 nt
Organism: Apis florea (little honeybee)
Lineage: Eukaryota; Metazoa; Arthropoda; Insecta; Hymenoptera; Apidae
Biological process (GO): detection of chemical stimulus involved in sensory perception of smell; sensory perception of smell
Cellular component (GO): plasma membrane
Molecular function (GO): odorant binding; olfactory receptor activity
Source: RefSeq, a predicted model, not a curated record